AGGGGCAAUUCGCUACCUGCCCUACCGCUUAGAUUUUGGAUACGUGCCAGUAGUGAUGAAUGGGGAAAUUGAUCUGGUCAGAAAUUCGGCCCUUCAAAAGAAUUUCAUGAAAACCUCAUGUAGAUCAGCUCUUCAAAAUCAAGAUCAUCUCACUGCAUCAGAUCUUUCUUUAUUCAAUGUCGCUGUUUCUCGAAUGCCGGAGGCUGUACGGUCUGACCUCGAUCAUCUUUCUGAUAUAGGAAUCAUAAGUGGUAGUGCAUCUAACGAAACUGUAGAAAAUACUCGGAAGGAUCGUGAAAUGACUCGAAAUCCACCCAACAACUCGGGAAUAGUUUUACCACCUGUUUCCUGUCAGGCCUGUCAGGUUUCCACAUCUUUAACUGAAGUCAGUGACUCGCUCUCUGUUGCACCUCAAAUUGCUAGCUCUGGUUUAAAUAACUCAGAAGAAUUGAACAGAAACCACUUUCUCUCUUUAAUCAAAUCAAACUCAGAACACUCUGACAAAAGUACAACAUCCGAUGUGGUUGAUUUUACGAAAACUGCUUGUGGUCAUUUUGAUGGUCAGUUGCAGCCUGGUGAAUCAGAGUAUCGAAAUAAACUGAGUAAGACGCAUAACCUUACAUCUAUGGCUGAUCAUUUAACUGAUACGACUUGCUUACGUACUAGCAACCCAAGUGCAGAUAUUCGCUUUCUAAGAGCAUCGUUAGAGGCUAAUAUGAAUUCUGACUCGCUUUCAAGAAUCCAUCAGAGAAAUGAUACGAAGAGUAUUUCAGCAGAACAGGAAGUUAUUGACAUAUCAGGUGAAUUCGGAUCAAGUAGUUUGUGGAGUCACCAGAAUUGUGCUGGCGUCACCUCUACAGACCAUGCUUUUUCAUUCGUCGAUGAUACUAUGACAUCCUUAAUAUCCAAUACAGAGGUAGACCAGGAUGGCACGUUGAAUGAUGGUUAUGCUAAUAGCAUUUGUCAAACCACUGGUCUUAACAAUUCUGCUACAGUGGUUACAGCUAAGCGCCCGAUCACUGGGGGUCAUCAGGCAACACGAUAUCCUAUCGUAAAUAAGGGAGGUCUUUGGCCAAAUAGUUCUGGCGGGAUACCAAACUCUACACUUGGGUAUUUGGUUUCCAAUGCAUGGAGUGCCAACAGUACAAGUGUUUCAUCUAAGCUCGGGAAUGCUCUUAUUACCGAUUCAAACCUUUCUGCUACUGAUUUCCAGGGGAAUGGAGCUAAUACAUCUUGGUCUCAAAAUGCAAACGUCCAUCAGACGCUUCAAAAACAAAGCAUUCAAAAUGUUCCAAAUAUGGCUGGAGCCAUGAGUUUCAUGAAUGGAAUAACAAAUGGCACUUCUUUGAAUCGAACGCCUGGGUGCUUAAGUCUAGGGUCGAUACCGACGACCAAUAUCGGUAUUACUAGUAAUAACAAUAAGAUCAAUGAUACAGGUCUUUCGAAUAUAUAUAGUAUGUUCCCUAAGCGUCCUCAACAUCGAAUGAUGGCACAUUGGCAACAACAACAACAGCAUCAUCAUCCGACUUCACAGCACCAAGUGCCGAUCGGAAAGAGUCUUAUGAAUAUCGCCUCAAGUAAUCUACAGCUAAACGGGAGUCGUGGUAGUACAUCUGGAGCCGGUUCUAACAUUUCACUAAUGGCAAAUGGUUGUGGAGACAAUGGCCUAAGCAGUACUACGGGAGGUUUCAAUAGCAAUUCCGUCUUACAGUCUCUGAACAAUGUUGUACCCUCUUCGUCUGUUAAUAGUCCUCUGGUAAUUUGUUCAUCUGGAGACUCUUAUGCGAAUACAUUGACAUUUAAUACUUCAACAUCGGAAAGUUCACUUGACAGUUUCAAAUACGGACUAGAUCAACAACUUAUGGAAGUUAUCAAGUCUUUCGAGAUGAGUAGCAUCGGAGGUAAUAAUAUGAUAACCUCAAAUGCAAAUAGCACAUCUGUGGGAGGAAUAGAUGACCUGGCGCUUCCAGCUGGCUUUGGAGAGAUGGAACAGCAAAUACCCCCAAUGAACUCUAUGAAUCAGGUACCUAUCUUAGGUCCAUCAUCGAUGCACAACUCUGCGCCUAUGAUGAGUGGAUCGAAUAACCACAGUUCAAACUUUGGUGGUCUGUCAGGUUACAACGGUGGUUCCAUGCUAAGUUCAAUUGGAAUGACAAGUCCAUACUCAAUGUUUGCAAACAUUUUUACCCGUGAAGAAGGAUAUUCGCGGAAAGUAUUCGUCGGGGGUCUCCCACCGGAUAUAGAUGAAGAAGAAAUAACCACCGCUUUUCGUCGAUUUGGCCCCCUAAUCGUUGACUGGCCUCAUAAGACUGAAAGCAAGGCAUAUUUUCCACCGAAAGGCUACUGUUUCUUGCUAUUUCAAGACGAAAGAUCUGUCCAAAGUCUCAUUAGCGCUUGUAUUGUGGAUGAAGGGAAAUAUUAUUGGUGUGUUUCUUCACCCACUAUGAAGGAUAAGCCUGUUCAAAUUCGACCAUGGAACUUAGCAGAUUCCGAUUUCGUGAUGGAUGGCUCUCAACCGUUAGAUCCUCGUAAGACAAUAUUUGUUGGAGGCGUUCCGCGUCCUCUUAGAGCUAUUGAACUUGCUCUGAUUAUGGAUCGUUUGUACGGUGGUGUUUGUUAUGCUGGUAUAGACACUGAUCCAGAAUUGAAAUAUCCUAAAGGUGCUGGUCGUGUUGCAUUCUCAAAUCAGCAGAGUUACAUAGCAGCAAUCAGUGCACGAUUUGUUCAGUUACAGCAUAAUGAAAUUGAUAAACGCGUUGAAGUUAAACCGUAUGUGUUGGAUAAUCAAAUGUGUGAUGAAUGUCAGGGUACUCGCUGUGGUGGCAAGUUUGCUCCAUUCUUUUGUGCCAAUGUUACUUGCCUUCAGUACUACUGUGAACAAUGUUGGGUACAAAUACACAGUCGUUAUGGUCGUGAAUAUCAUAAACCUCUAGUCAAAGAAGGCGCUGAGCGUCCUCGUCCUGCACUUUAUCGGUGGUAGGCGCCUAUUCACACCUAUUAUUCUUCACUGGGGUUUGUUUUACAGUGUGCAUGCCUAACAUAGUAAUGGAUGUGUUUCCUCUGUCUUCAAUUUCACUGUCCUUCAUCUUUCGGUUUCUUGGUCACUAAUCACUUUGUCAAUUCAUGCUCUUAAUCUUGUUUGUUGUUUUCUAAGUAAAUUUUUCUAAAUUUUUGCCAGUCUAAUGAUAAGUUUUUUAUGUCACCUAUCACCAUCCACAAUGAUAAUUGGCUUCUCUAUUUCAAUGGAGAACCUCUUUUUAGACUGAAUUCAUAUAAUAUGAUUUUAUUAGGUCAAUGCCUGUGUUCGCCCCGAAGUUAUCAGUUUGCUUUUUUGCCAUUUCCUAGUCUGUGAUUUGUCAUUCACUAAAUGCUGAUUAUUAAAUCUUUCUUUUGCUUGUUUGUCUACGCAAUUACACGUGGGA
Messenger RNA from Heterobilharzia americana, 3422 nucleotides. NCBI's taxonomy places the organism in Eukaryota, Metazoa, Platyhelminthes, Trematoda, Strigeidida, Schistosomatidae. The record is from the annotation of a GenBank genome assembly.